AUGGCUGAGCGCGCCACGGAGCUGCCAGACGAGCUGCUGGCGGUGUGCUUCUCCGCCAGUGGCAAGUACAUCAAUGUCGCUUUGCUGAACCACACGAUCAUCGUGCUGUUUGAGGACUCGCUGAAGUUCUACCUCUCCCUCUACGGGCAUCGCUUGCCAGUGAUGGCGUUGGAUGUGUCCGACGACUCGCAGAUGAUCGCGUCGGGUUCUGCGGACAAGAAUGUGAGGCUGUGGAGCACGCAAUUCGGGAACUGCCUGAAGUCGCUGAAGGCACACGAGGAGUCCGUGAUGCAGGUGCGGUUCCUGCCUGGAACGCACUACCUGGCGACAGCUGGCCGUGACCACAAGCUGAAGCUUUGGGACUGCGACUCCUACGAGCUCAUCACCUGCCUCACCGGCCAUGCCACCGAGAUCUUGGCCAUGGCUUUGUCGCAGGACGCGUCCUUCAUUGUCACUGCUGGCAGCGACAAGCAGAUCCGGAUGUGGAAGCGCACGCAGGACAGCCAAAGACACUCCCACACUCUUGUGCUCCCUUUGUUCUAG
Messenger RNA from Effrenium voratum, 543 nucleotides. The record is from the annotation of a GenBank genome assembly. NCBI's taxonomy places the organism in Eukaryota, Dinophyceae, Suessiales, Symbiodiniaceae.